This is a messenger RNA of Chrysochloris asiatica (Cape golden mole), 2109 nucleotides long. It is a transcript of the gene GBP4, whose product is annotated as guanylate binding protein 4. Gene Ontology annotation, biological process: defense response to protozoan; defense response to Gram-positive bacterium. Lineage: Eukaryota; Metazoa; Chordata; Mammalia; Afrosoricida; Chrysochloridae. Bases 1 to 2109 code for a protein of 702 amino acids. Gene Ontology annotation, molecular function: GTPase activity; GTP binding. The record is from RefSeq and is a predicted model, not a curated record. The transcript has 12 exons.
AUGACUUCCAGACCCAUCAUGACUGCUCCUAUUUGUUUGGUGGGAAACCAGAACGAGCAACUGACAGUGAAUCCAAAAGCAUUAGAAAUUCUUCACAAGAUUUCCCAACCCACAGUGGUAGUGGCCAUUGUGGGGAUGUAUCGUACAGGAAAAUCCUACCUGAUGAACUGCCUGGCAGGGCAGAAGCAUGGCUUCCAUCUGGGCUCCACAGUGAGGUCUGAAACCAAGGGCAUCUGGAUGUGGUGUGUACCUCACCCCUACAAACCCAAUCACACCCUGGUCCUUUUGGACACUGAAGGCCUGGGUGAUGUGGAAAAGGGUGACCCUAAGAAUGACUCAUGGAUCUUUGCCCUGGCUGUACUUCUGAGCAGCACCUUUGUCUACAACAGCAUGUGUACCAUCAACCACCAGGCCUUGGAGCAGCUGCACUAUGUGACUGAACUGACAGAGCUAAUCAAGGCAAAAUCCCCCUCUAAAUCAGAUGAAAUAGAAGACUCCACCGAAUUUGUGAGUUUCUUCCCAGACUUUGUUUGGACCGUUCGAGAUUUCACCUUGGAGUUGAAGCUAGAUGAAUGCACUAUCACUGAGGAUGAAUACCUGGAGAAUGCCUUGAAGCUGAUUCCAGGCAGAAAUCCCCAAAUUGAAAAUUCUAACCGGUCUAGAGAAUGUAUCAGACAUUUCUUCCCAAGAAGGAAGUGCUUUGUGUUUGAUCGUCCUACAAAUGACAAAAUUCAUUUGGCCCACAUUGAAGAAGUGCCAGAUGAGCUGCUAGAUUGUAAUUUCCUGGUGCAAGCAGAAAAAUUCUGUUUUUAUAUCUUCAGUGAAGCAAAGACCAAGACCCUGAGACAGGGAAUCAUUGUCACUGGGAACCGACUGGGAACUCUGGUGAAGACCUAUGUGGAUGCCAUCAACAGUGGAGCGGUGCCUUGUUUGGAGAAUGCGGUAACAACCCUGGCCCAGCAUGAGAACUUGGUAGCUGUGCAGAAGGCAACUGACCACUACAGUCAGCAGAUGGCCCAGCGUGUGAGGUUUCCCACAGAGACGCUUCAGGAGCUGCUGGAUAUCCAUGCAACCUGUGAAAAAGAAUCCAUUGCAAUCUUCCUGGAGCACUCAUUCAAGGAUGAAAAUCAUGAGUUCCACAAAAAACUUAUGGCAGCCAUAGGAAAAAUGAAAGAUGACUUUGUGCUGCAGAAUGAAGAGGCUUCUGUGAAAUACUGUCAAGCUGAGCUGCAGCAGUUGUCAAAAGUCCUGAUGGAAAGCAUUUCGGGAGGAAUUUUCUCUAUUCCAGGAGGACACAAUCUCUAUUUAGAAACAAGGAGGAAGGUUGAAGUAGACUAUGCACAAGUUCCCAGGAAAGGAGUUAAGGCCAACGAGGUCCUCCAGAGAUUUUUGCAGUCACAGGCACCAGUCGAAGAAUCCAUCCUGCAAUCGGACAAAGCCCUCACAGAUGGGGAGAAGGCCAUAGAAGCGGAACGGGCCAAGAUGGAGGCAAUAGAGAAGGAGAAGGAGCUGCUGAAAGAGAAACAGAAGGAGCAGCAACAAAAGAUGGAGGCUCAAGAGAAGAGCUUCAAAGAAAACAUGGAACAAAUGAAAGAGAAGAUGGAAAAGGAAAGAGAAGCACUCCUGAGAGAGCAGGAAAGGGUGCUGGAACAUAAACUUAAGGUCCAAGAAGAAUUUCUUAUGGAAGGAUUUAAAAAGAAGGCUGAGACGUUAAAUAGUGUGAUAUGUCGACUACAAGAAGAUAUUGAAGCAACUAAGAAUCGUUCUGGAUUUGGUGGUUUUCUCGCUGAUUUGGGUGAUGCAUUAAUGUCAGUAAUAUCUCUUCCUGGUAAAUUUAUCCAGACAGUGGCCCAAGGAGAACAGCUUGAAGAAGGAUUUAAAAACAAAGCUGAGAAGUUUAAUAAAGAGAUACAUCCACUAAAAGAAAAGAUUAAAACAACUGAAAAGUCAUUCUCAAAAAUUCCAGUGGUCCUUGAUGUAGUUGGCUCUACUUUAAUGUUGGCACCACCUAGUAACAGUAAGCUUAUCGAGGCAGAGAUGAAAGCUUUCAGUUAUACUUUGGAAAAAGAAAUGGAUAAGGCAAAGACCAUGAAAAUAAAUAGCCGCUAA